Cucumis sativus (cucumber) is the source of this 3088-nucleotide messenger RNA. RefSeq lists its product as hypothetical. Gene Ontology annotation, cellular component: plasma membrane. The transcript is spliced from 19 exons. The record is from RefSeq and is a predicted model, not a curated record. The coding region runs from base 1114 to 2724 and encodes 536 amino acids. Lineage: Eukaryota; Viridiplantae; Streptophyta; Magnoliopsida; Cucurbitales; Cucurbitaceae.
CAUUAUUUUGUUUUACUGUCAAUUAAUGGCUGAUGAAUCAAUCCCUGUUCUGAAUAAGGAUAUGUUUGUUGGAUUGUUGUUUAAAUUUUAUGUUUCUGGAUAUGGUGGGGAUGUCUUGUCCGUUCUGGUAUGUUCGUUUUUAGUUUGGGUUUUAUUCUUUUGGAAGCCAAAUUGCGGGGUUCAAAUCACCACUUUGGUGAAAAUACUACAUGGGUUUUAUGUUUUUAUUUCUGUGAAAAUGGAUCUGAUAUGGACUUUGAUUUUUUAUUUACAAUUUCUCAUCGCUAUUAUUUUUCUGGGUUGUACUGGUUUUCUGAUAUAUUGCUGUUGCUUAGUUGAAUCAGCCAGUUGAGUUCUUAUUUGUAAUUGUAAAUAUUCAACGGUUGUUUGCCAUUUCCAAUCCCAGCUUCUGAUUGUAAUUGGCUUGUUUAUCUCUCUUGUUUAUUGUGCUUUCUUGCACCUGUGGCCAACAUUAUGAGUAUCUCGUUUCAUUUUUCAAUCCCAUAGCUCAUGUGGUUAAUGAUUCAUCAAAAUGAAUCUUGAUCCGGAUGUAGCAUCAAGCAUACUUCACUAGCAUUUCAUUAGGUUCAUGUGCAAUAUAUUUCUUCAUGAGUGUUUAGUAAAGACGAUGAGGAAGUGUUAUUCAAACUUUUUUCAAAUGGGAACUAGGAAUCUGUCUAUUUUUGUGCUCUCGACUUUUGGUUUUUCCCGAUCUUUUCACACUGUCGAAGUUCAUUUGGAAAUAUGUUUUGCCCUUACAGUUAUGCUCUAUAAUUUAAAUGCAACGUCAGUUGCAAUAAUCUCAGGGGAAGUACACGCUUCUUCCAGACUUUGUAGUGUACAAGAGCUAAAUUUUUUUAGCAAAAAAUAUCUCUGUAUACAUUUUUUUUGUCAUUUUGAUGUGUUGAACUAUUUCCGUGUCCAUCAUUUUGAAUUGACGGACAUACUCUGUAUUUGAUGCAUGGUUAUCAUACAUACUGUGAAUGAAAGUUGUAUGAAUCGUCAUUAUAUGGACAUCAAAUGAUGUAGAGUGCUAGAUUUUUUCGUGAUGGACAAUGUUAGCGCUGAUGCAAUCAGAAGUUGCCGAAGUGAAGAACUUGAACUUCCAAUCUGAUGUCGACUACCCAUAGCUCUUUGCAGGGGCUUAAUGAUGACAGUGUGCAGGCUGCAAGAUCCCAACUAAAAAAAAGGCAUACAUUUGAAAGAUCUCUUGGUUCUAAUAAUCUGGAAAGAGCUGUGGAUGUCAAUAAUCAUCAAGACCAAGAAGAUAUGGAACUGUUGUCACGAGUAAAAGCACAGGAAGGGGAGAUUCAACUUCUUCGUCAACAAAUUUCAGUUGCUUGUUUGAAGGAAUUACGACAGUUGAAUGAGAAAUAUGCACUGGAGAGGAAAUUUUCAGAUAUAAGAAUGGCAGUUGAUGAGAAGCAAACUGAAGCCAUAACUUCUGCCUUCAAUGAGUUGGGAUACAGAAAAGGAGAUCUUGAAGUGAACUUAAAAUUGACUAAUGAAUUGAAGGCUGUGGAUGAUGAAAGAUAUCACUACAUAUCAUCGUUGCUUGGGCUUUUGGCAGAAUAUGGCAUAUGGCCUCAGGUCAUAAAUGCCUCAGUUUUAACCAACAAUGUGAAGCUUCUUCAUGAUCAGUUGCAGCGGAAGAUCAGAACUUCUUAUGAAAAGAUUGGAGAACGAACAUCUCCUGCUGAAAAUCAAUUCGAGGGUGGAUUUCCAUAUAGAAAGAGAGAGAAUACUGAUUUUAAGUUCUUUGAGAGUAGAUAUCAAUAUCAAAAGAGAGAGAGUGCUGAUAUAGGGAAUUCGAGAUACCAGCUUCCUGCCAAAGCUGAGCCUUUGAGAACAACUGAUGAUAUGUUUAUCUCUAGGGUGCAAAAUAGUAUUCCAGGACCAGUAGACUUAAGUCUAAGACCUGAAAUGUACCAGCCUGUCAACUACGACAAUUCUCCAGAACCUUUAUACUAUGCUGGCAGGGAGGUGCCCGGUGCUUUUACCCCUCCAGUUGAUGAUGAUGCUGUGGAAUUGCAACGUUAUACAACCGAUGAGAGAUACAACAACCCUGUAAUGAUUGAGGGACCUAGCAUCGAGAAUUUUCAAAUAGUUGGUGAGGCUACACCAGGGAGCAGACUUCUUGCAUGUGGAUAUCCUACACGAGGGACUUCUCUCUGUAUAUUUCAGUGGGUUUGGCAUCUUGAGGAUGGCACAAGGCAGUAUAUUGAAGGAGCUACAAAUCCAGAAUAUGUUGUUGGAGCUGAUGAUGUUGAUAAACUAAUUGCUGUCGAGUGUAUACCAAUGGAUGACAAAGGCCAUCAGGGAGACCUGGUGAAGCUUUUUGCUAAUGAUCAGAACAAAAUAAGAUGUGAUCCUGACAUGCAACUGGAGAUUGACACGUAUCUCUCAAAGGGUCAAGCUACAUUUAACGUUCUUUUGCUGAUCGAUUCGUCUGAAAAUUGGGAGCCAGCAUCUAUUUCUUUGAGGAGGUCUGGUUACCAAAUUAAGAUGGGAAAUACAGAAGCUGUUGUAAUUGCUGAGAAAUAUUCAAGGGAGUUAUCGUUGAAAAUUCCUUCUGGAAUCUCUACACAAUUUGUUUUGACAUGCUCAGAUGGAUCAUCUCUUCCCUUUAAUACGUAUGAUGUUAGGAUGCGGGAUACUCUCGUGUUGACAAUGAGAAUGUUUCAAAGCAAGGCAAUGGAUGAUAGAAGGAAAGGAAAAGCAUAGAUCAAACCCCUUCACCAUUCAAGUAUUGUGUCCAUAUUCAUCAUUCAUUCAUUAUGCAAAGGAGAGAUGUAACUGAAUUUGUUUCAUCAUAGCCUGAACUAAUAAACGAAAUAAAUCAUAAAGGUCUUCUGUUGCUGCUAUUUACCUCUUACCCUCAUAGACAUAAAUGCUAUCUUCCCCUAUUAGUUUCUUCCCCAUAAUCAUAUUUAACAUGAUAGGUGGAGCUCUCAACAUUGGUUUGGUUUAAUUGUAAAUGUAAGGAAUGGAAAGAACAGUUAUAAUAGAACACUUCCACGUAUUUUUUAGUCCCUCCUUUUACUGUACAAACGUUAUUUAUAGAUACAUAAAAUGACCCUUUUCUCAA